AUGGACGGCUUCGUGGGGAGCUUGGUCCCCCCAGAUCUUUCUUGGAAAGGCUAUGGGAUGGGGAGUGACUGGGUGAUCCAGGAAGACUUCCUGGAGGAGGUGGCAGUCAUCUUGUCCAAAGACCUACGUGAUCAGAAGGAGCCCACCUGGAGAAGGGUGUUCCAGGCGGGAUUUGUGGUCUUUGUCCUCAUGGCCCAAGAUGGCAGCUGUGGGUACAGCAGUUUCGUCUCCAUUCCAGGCACGAAGACCGAGAGCCGAGGGAUCGUGGACAGCCUGCAGAGGUUCUCCUCGCUCCCUGCCUACCUGCCCACGAGCCUGCGCAUCGCUGACGCGGAGGAAGCCUUCUUCCUUAAAGAGGCCAACCAGGACGUCACGAGGAACUCCAGUCUGCAGGCCCGGGUGGAGUCACUGUUCAUCUACCGGGCCCGGAGCCCCCCGACCGUCAACGCCAGCUACGGCCCGUUUUCAGCGGAGAAGCCCAUCCCCCAGGACCUCUUGUUGACCUCCACGUCCUUCGGAAACACGGAGAAGUUUCCCUUCAACUGGAAGCUGAAAUCUCACAUCCUCGACAGCUCCGUCUACUCCAACAGGCCCAAGGUGCAGACGCUGUUCUACGUGACUGGGACGCACUGGGAUGACGGCGACCCCGAGGAAGACCUCCCGUGCGUCAAGAUGUUCGCCUUCCCCGAGGCCAGAGAGGUGGCGGCCAGCUGCCGGCUGCGAGGGGACCCGGGGCUGUGUGUGGCCGAGCUGGAGCUGCUUCCCGAGUGGUUCAGCUCCGGGCUGGACCUGGAGCCCGAGGAGGAGAUCCCUGCCCCGCUGGGCGGCACCGCCAUGGAGCUCUUCUUCUCGCUCUACCCGGCCGACCAGGCCGGCCAGUGCCUGCUGGAGGAGGACGGCAAGUGGGAGAACAACAUCCACUCCGGCCAGGACGGCCCCCAGCAGGCGUCUCCGGCCCGGGAGAGGAUCGGGAGUGUGGUGGUCUACCCGACUCAGGACGACCUCAAGUGGUCCCUGGUGAGCCUGGACGAGAACGUCGUCGUCUCGGUGCCCCUGAACCUCGUCCGGGAAGGGGACACGGCCACCUUUUUGGUCUCCCUGACCAGUGGCUCUGUGGCAGACCACUUCACUCUCAGAAUUAAGGCAGCAGCAGGGGUGAGGAUAACGGCCGUUCGAGUCACCAGCGAGCAGCAGUGGGCAGUCCAGGAGGAAAUAGACAGCAGUGGCUCUCAGACCACGGCCACGCUCACGUGCGUGGGCCACCACCCGGACCCGCAGAGCAGGACAAAUGGCUCCUUCUACGAGAUCUUGCAAGUGGACUUCGGGGUCGACAACAGCAGCGGCCUGGCCGGGGCCCAGCCCAUCACCUGGCAAGUGGAAUACCCAGUGGAGGACUCCAUGAGCGAGCUGGCCGUCUCCGAGAUCUUUGUCAGCCAGACAUCCUUCGUGGGCAUUGUCCCUCUUGCGAUGGACACGGAGGUGCUGAACACGGCCGUCCUCACCGGGAAGGCCGUCUCGGUUCCCGUCAAGGUCGUGGCCAUUCAGGAGGACGGCUCCGUGGUGGACGUGUCCGCGGCUGUGGAGUGCAGGUCUGCGGAUGAAGACGUCAUUAAGGUUUCCAACCACUGUGACUCCAUUUUCGUGAACGGGAAGGAGGUGAGGAGCAAAGUGGACACGACCGUGAACUUCACCCACCAGCACUUCACGUCUCAGCUGGAAGUGACCGUGUGGGCGCCCAGGCUCCCCCUGCAGAUUGAGAUCUCGGACACGGAGCUGAGCCAGAUCAAGGGAUGGAGGGUCCCCGUGGCCUCCAACAGAAGGCCCACCCGGGAGAGCGAGGACGAGGAGGACGAGGAGAAGAAGGGGCGAGGCUGUUCCCUGCAGUACCAGCAUGCCACGGUGCGUGUCCUCACCCAGUUUGUGGCCGAGGCGCCCGACUUGAGUCAGCUGAGCUACAUGCUGGGCCCCGACUGGCAGUUUGACAUCACCGACCUGGUGACGGAUUUCAUGAAGGUGGAGGAGCCAAGGAUUGCGCAGCUGCAGGGCGGCAGGACCCUGGUGGGCCGGGAGCCGGGGAUAACCACCGUGCAGGUCCUCUCCCCGCUCUCUGACUCCAUCCUGGCCGAGAAGACGGUGAUCGUCCUGGAUGACCGCGUCACCAUCGCCGACCUGGGCGUGCAGCUGGUGGCUGGCUUGUCUCUUGCCCUGAAGCCUCACAGAGCAGACAAAAGAGCCAUCGUCUCGAUGGUGGCUGCCCAGGACGUUCUCCGAGCCCCGCAGCAGGAAGCAAUAGUCAGUUCUUGGAUUUUGUUCAGUGAUGGUUCGGUGACACCAUUAGACAUUUAUGAUCCCAAGGAUUUUUCAGUUACUGUGUCAUCAUUGGAUGAAAUGGUGGUGUCUGUCCAGGCAAACCUUCAGUCCAAAUGGCCGGUUGUGGUUGCACAGGGUGAAGGGCAAGGUCCCUUGAUUAAAUUAGAGAUGAUGAUUAGCGAACCCUGUCAGAAGACCAAGAGGAAGAGUGUUCUUGCCGUGGGUAAAGGAAACGUCAAGGUCAAAUUUGAACCAAAUGUUGAUGAGCACCUAGGAGGCACCAACGAUAUCGAGGGCAUCAGUCGGGAAUACAAAGACCACUUCGGUAAUUCCAUACAGCGUGAAGGAAACCAGGAGAGAGCGGUUCAGGAGUGGUUCCAACAUGGCGCCUCUGUUGGCCAGGAGGAACGUAGCAACAAAAGCACAACCCCACAGUACCCCCUGGAAGGAAAGGAUAAGAAGUUGCUCAAGAGUGGUGGUCCAGACUCCUUCACAAGCUUCCCCACUCAAGGGAAGUUACCGGAACCCAAUAAUCCCAGUGACCUUACAGUGACCUCAAGGGGGUUAACUGACUUGGAGAUCGGCAUGUAUGCUCUGCUCUGUGUCUUCUGCUUGGCCAUUUUGGUCUUCUUAAUCAACUGUGUGGCAUUUGCUUGGAAAUACAGACACAAAAGGUUCGCUGUGAGCGAACAAGGCAACAUCCCCCAUUCCCAUGACUGGGUCUGGCUUGGGAAUGAAGUAGAACUUCUGGAAAACCCCGUGGACAUCACCCUCCCGUCGGAGGAGUGCACAACCAUGAUAGACAGGGGGCUGCAGUUCGAGGAGAGGAACUUCCUUCUCAACGGCGGCUCCCAGAAGACUUUCCAUAGUCAACUACUCAGACCCUCUGACUAUGUCUAUGACAAAGACAUUAAAAGUGAGCCUAUAAACCCAUCGGGCCCAAAGAGGAAGAGAGUCAAGUUUACUUCCUACACCACCAUCCUCCCGGAGGACGGUGGCCCAUACACCAACUCCAUCCUGUUUGACAGUGAGGAUAACAUCAAGUGGGUCUGUCAGGACACCGGGCUGGGGGGCCCCCGGGACCUUAGAGACUAUAUGGAAAGGCUGCAAGACCAGAUGUGAACUCCUUUCUUACGUUUGUAUUCACCUUUAUGCCUUCUGUUUUUUGAACGGUGGAGCAGUGAGUUUGUUCAGCAAUAGGGGGUGAUUUAACAAAGGUUAACUUGUGGAGGUCUGGGAGGGAUCCCUUUCUGAGCAGGUGUCAGAGGCCCGGAGAGCUACAGCAGCUGGGUGAUAAGCCGGGAAAUGUCUCUAAAGCGGCCACACAUAGAUCCUGGAGAAGUUCUAAGACAACAGUAGUAUCUGCAACCUGAUACUAGCUCAGUUCAAAUACAAUAAACCUGACCCCACAGACGUUGUUAGUCAUCUCGCGACAAACGGCCGUGUGGAUUUAGAAAAGGCUUGGGUGUUGAUUUUUCUAUUCCUAGAACUUUUAAAGCACAGUGGACACUCCUUGCCCUUGGCCCGAGAUUGGACGUACGCGAAAGAUGCCGAAUGUAGCCGCCCUUAUUUGUUAUGAGCGCUGCUCGUUAUUUUUAUAUACAUUUGCACCUGCACCUGGUUUCCUUUGGCCUCUGGAAUUCUUUUUGAAACAUGAAGAAAAGCAGUUGUGGUCUUCUCUCUGAGAUGUUUGAUUUACACAUGAGUUUGAGUCGCUGACGUUUGCCGUGUCCGUGCAGGACGUCAGGUGUCCUCCAGUUUUCCACACUCCUUACCUAAGGGGCCAUAUCUGAGAAACUUAUCCUCACAACGUCCUUCCUUCUCUUUGUUGUGAAGCUUCCUUGUAUCAGGACUGGGGACAUGGGGUUUUACACAAAAUAUUAAUAUACUGUGAGGGAGGGCCAUCUCUUUACAGUUUUCUAUAUGAAGCUUAAAAACUUUGGUGAACACUUGUCAACCACAUUUAUUUUUUAUCUUCUGCCUGUGGAAGAUUCACGGGGAAUCCCUGGAGUGCAUUUCUGAGGGCUUUAGAAAAGACCCUGAAAUAGUUUGUCUUUAUACUGGUGCUUUCUGGUCAACGCAAUGUGUUAUCCAAAUGGAAAUCAAAAUCUUAAACUAAUAUACACAAAAAGGAAAUUGCAUGGGAAAUGCAUUCAGAUUAAACUUCCAUUUUACUGGAACAACCACCACAACAAUUUGAAAGUAGAGUGAUGUCUCCACUUAGCAAUAUGUAGAAAUCCUUCCAUACAAUGACCCCCCAACCCUUACCCCCCAAAACCCAUCAGUCGCGACUCUGGCAGAGAUAAAACCUACACAGGGUGUGCUCUGAUGGAGAAAAGCAAUGGGUUUGCCCCCAAACAGCACAAAAUAAACGGCCGUUCAAGAGUUUAAGCGGUUAUGCUGAAAAAAACCAUAGCUAUUGGAAAGUCAAAGUGGCAAUAGGAAAAAAAAAGCAUGGCCCCUGCAUAAUUUUUAAAUACAAAAAUAUUUUUCAAGGAAUUGCAUGAACGGCUUCAAGCAAAGCAAGAAUUUCAGGUUAGAUUAGAAUUUCUCACACUCACAAGAACAUUCUACUGAGAUGGGAUAGAGGUGAAGACGGACAGUGCACUAGGCCACCAAUUCCGAGCUUUCUGGUGCCACUUACGUCCCUAGGAAAUAGAAAUUUAAAGUCCAGGGCAGCAAAGGCGCGGGGAAGCGGUUUCUUGACUCCUCACGGCUGCUGAGCAAGCUGUUAGAAUGAGAGGCGUUCGGUUGUUGUUGGGAAGCGUUCCGUGCGUGGGGGCAGGACAGCCCAGCCUCCUCUGACCUGUGUCUCCUGCCCACAGCACUGCGGUGGGUUUGUAAACCGUGCAUACGUUACCAGGGACGUGGACCUGAUGUUGAGAGGCCAGUGUUCAGUUGAUCUUGUGUUUAAGUUGGGGGUUGAGGAGUGAAGCUGGUAAAGUUGCAAAAAAAUCUUUCAACUCGGUGGGUGAACGAAGCCAGGAGACCCAGGCGUUAGCUUCAGAGGGAGUUCGCAAAGAGAUGGCUGACGUCUGGCAGGAAGGGCACCUCAGGGAGCCUGGGAAGACUGUCACCAGGGGUUCGAGGCAGGGGAGGUGGCUCGGAGCUAGCUGGGGAGGCCAAAAGGAAGUUCACACGCUAAUGCAGCAUAGCUGUCUAAAUGAGCCCCACUCCUCUGUAAGACGUUCUCAAUUUUCUCUCCCUUUGGAUCUUCAGCAAAAUCCCCAAAAUAAUGGGGAUUUCAUGUCUGAAACGGAGGACAUUCAGCUG
This is a messenger RNA of Lynx canadensis (Canada lynx), 5583 nucleotides long. RefSeq names its product transmembrane protein 132B (gene TMEM132B). The record is from RefSeq and is a predicted model, not a curated record. Lineage: Eukaryota; Metazoa; Chordata; Mammalia; Carnivora; Felidae. The transcript has 11 exons. The coding region runs from base 1 to 3432 and encodes 1143 amino acids.